CUGAGUUCCCCUACAUUUUUUCGUCCGGUAUUCGUUUGAUGGCCGUGACAAGUGGCGCUGUUAAUUAUAAUGGCGCGUCGAUCAGGGAAGUAGCCGACGACGUGAUGGUUCACGGCGAAGGGCCGUUUUGGGAUUCUGAAAACAACGUCUUGUAUUUUGUCGACAUUUCACAGCAUCGCGUUUACAGAUUUUACGAAAACCGUUUGGAACAUGUUCAAUUAGACGGCGAUGUGGGUUUUGUGAUCCCGGUUCACGGACAACAAGGUCUGUUUGUCAUCGGACUGGGUACGACGUUGGCUACUCUCCGGUGGAAUCUCAACGAGAGCACUAACAAAGUCGUUAAGCUGACCACCGUUGACAACAAUAAACCAGGCAACAGAUGGAAUGACGCAAAAGCGGACACUAACGGGUACUUGUGGGCUGGUACCAUGGGAUUCGAGGACGCCGCUGGAAAUAUCCCACCGGGGCGUGGGACUUUGUACAAGCUAAACGACACCAGUUGUUUCAAAAGCCUCGAACCCGUCUUACCGGGCGUUUCUGUUUCCAACGGGCUUGCGUGGAACGAUGGCAAUACAAAGAUGUAUUACAUAGAUUCGCCGACCAAGCAAAUAGCGGUUUUCAACUACAAUCCUGUUACGGCUUCUAUUUCGAACCGCAAAACGUUCUACGAUUUCAAGACUGAUAACAUACCGGGCGUCCCGGACGGUAUGACGAUCGACGCCAACGGUGAUCUCUGGAUUGCUAAUUACGAUGGUGCUCAGGUGCUGCAUGUGAGUGGAACCAGUGCAAAGUUGUUGGGCAAGUUGAAGAUCCCCGCCGAAAAGGUUUCAUCUGUCACGUUUGGUGGACCUCAGUUGGACAAACUGUACGUAACGACAAUUAGUCGUGGAGUGACACCAGAAAAAUUCAAUGAGUAUCCGUUGACGGGAAAGGUAUUAGAGGUUUCUGGUCUCGGAGUCAGAGGCACAAAGAAUAAUCGAAUACGUGAAAAAUGUUUUCGACAGCUGUAAAUGUUUACUAUCGUAAGCUAAAAAGUAAUUUGUGUUUUUCUACGAAAUGACAUGUCCUGACCUCCUUGUACAAAAAACAAUUCGUAAUAAUUGUAACGUAAUUUAGUAAAUAUUUAAUUGUAUUUUAAUUAUUGUCUUUGUGAUUUUGUCCGUGACUUUUAUGAUUGUAGUAUAAUUGUAAUACUUGCUUGCAUUGUCACCGUCUUAAUGUAUAUAAUAUGUACCUACUUUGUUAUACACUUAUACAUAAAUUAAAACAUUAUAUUCAACUACGUA
Acyrthosiphon pisum (pea aphid) is the source of this 1286-nucleotide messenger RNA. Its product is annotated as regucalcin-like. Gene Ontology annotation, biological process: L-ascorbic acid biosynthetic process. Gene Ontology annotation, molecular function: calcium ion binding; gluconolactonase activity. Lineage: Eukaryota; Metazoa; Arthropoda; Insecta; Hemiptera; Aphididae. The record is from RefSeq and is marked provisional.